CUGUGACAAAUGUAGAAUGUACAAACAUGGAGAUUCUAUUAAAACUUCACCUUAUCUAUACACAUUAUACAUACACUUCCUUAAUCAAACAACAACAAUAAAUUUUUUGGUGGAUUCUUGAUUAUGCAAUCUACUUCAAUUACACCAUGGAACACUUACUUCCAUUACAUUCCUAGCAAACUUCCCUCCAGACAUUCCCUUCAUUUCAAGAAAACACUUGUUACUUAUACACACAGUUGUCACCAAGAACAAGAAAAACAUAGUACUAGACAGAAAGAUGUAUAUUGGCAAGAAAUGAACUUUUCUGUUGAAAAAGAGAAACCCCAUUACAGAAAUGAUGUAAAAGAGCAGGGAGUUGAAGUGAUUGUUCGUUCGGGCAUUCGAUCGAAUAGUUGGUGGGCAAGGAUUAAAGCUGCAUUGGGGCAGAGGAUUAAUGUGGAGGGGAUUUCUUUUUCUGUUGGGAUUUUUUAUAAAGACAAGCAUUUGGCAAUCCCACAUGUGUUUGUGCAAGACAUAAGGUAUAUUGAUUGGGCUGAGCUGAAGAGAAGGGGAUUCGAAGGCGUGGUUUUCGAUAAGGACAAUACAAUUACUGUUCCUUACUCUUUGAAUUUGUGGUCUCCUCUUGCUUCAUCAAUGGAACAGUGUAAAUCUUUGUUUGGCAACAACAUUGCUGUUUUUAGCAACUCCGCGGGACUGGCUGAAUAUGAUCCUGAUGGUAGAAAAGCUCGGAUUCUUGAACGUGCAAUCGGAAUUAAAGUCAUUAGACAUAGGUUGAAGAAGCCAGCUGGAACAGCUGAAGAAAUUGAAAGGCAAUUAGGUUGCAAAUCCUCAAGACUUAUUAUGGUGGGUGAUCGGCCUCUCACAGACAUAGUUUAUGGAAACAGAAAUGGUUUUCUUACUAUUUUGACAGCACCGUUAAGUCUCUCACAGGAGCCAUUUAUUGUGAAGCAGGUUCGGAAACUCGAAAUGGCCCUUGUGAACAGAUGGUCUAGUAAAGGGAUAAAACCAAUUAGCCACUGGCUUCUUCCUGAUUGCCAGUAUUGUAUAAAGGAUGAACUACUUUAGUCUUUAGGAAUUAUUUUUUUUGGUGAAGGUGGAAAAGUAUAUGUUAAACAGCCAUCUUUGUUACUACCACUAGA
Solanum stenotomum is the source of this 1139-nucleotide messenger RNA. RefSeq names its product phosphatidylglycerophosphate phosphatase 1, chloroplastic/mitochondrial-like. Bases 124 to 1065 code for a protein of 313 amino acids. Lineage: Eukaryota; Viridiplantae; Streptophyta; Magnoliopsida; Solanales; Solanaceae. The transcript has 5 exons. The record is from RefSeq and is a predicted model, not a curated record. Gene Ontology annotation, molecular function: phosphatidylglycerophosphatase activity.